Messenger RNA from Cyprinus carpio (common carp), 1886 nucleotides. RefSeq names its product decapping mRNA 1A (gene dcp1a). Gene Ontology annotation, cellular component: P-body. Gene Ontology annotation, biological process: deadenylation-dependent decapping of nuclear-transcribed mRNA; positive regulation of catalytic activity; deadenylation-independent decapping of nuclear-transcribed mRNA. The transcript has 10 exons. The record is from RefSeq and is a predicted model, not a curated record. NCBI's taxonomy places the organism in Eukaryota, Metazoa, Chordata, Actinopteri, Cypriniformes, Cyprinidae. Gene Ontology annotation, molecular function: mRNA binding; enzyme activator activity.
AGUGUUCUUCCUGAAAUGUGUUCCGUGUAGGCACAGUGGAAAGAUGGAGUGUGUGAAUAAAGUGGGACAGCUCAUGAGUCUGGCGGCUCUACAGCAGCACGACCCCUACAUAGUGAACCUGCUGGACGUCGCCGGACAGGUCGCGCUCUAUACUUUCAACUCCAAAGCAAACGAAUGGGAAAAGACUGAGAUUGAAGGCACGUUGUUUGUUUAUGCCAGGUCGGCUUCUCCCCAUCAUGGCUUCACAAUUAUGAACCGUUUGAGUACAGAAAACCUAGUGGAGCCCAUCAAUAAAGACCUGGAAUUCCAGCUCCAGGACCCCUUCCUCCUGUACAGGAAUGGCAACUUGGGCAUCUACAGUAUCUGGUUCUACGAUAAGGCCGACUGCCAGCGGAUUGCACAGCUCAUGCUGCAGAUAGUCAAACAGGAGGCGUUGCGAGCGUCUCCCGACAGAGGCCAGAGCGGCAGGACCAAUGGUUGUGUUCAGACCAGACCCACAGAUAUCCUAGAGCUGCUCAGCAAGGCUAAAGAGGAGUAUCAAAGAAGUCAGUCAGUUGAGAGAGAUGUUCAGGUGAGCUCUGAAUCUGCGCCGUUGCGGGAUGAGGGGUAGGAGGUGAAGGGAGAGGAGGUCGAGGAGGUGCUGCUAGAGAAGAUCACAGUGGAAGAGCUUUUUGGCAGCUCUCUACCCAAAGAAGCGCCCCAGUCAGCAAGCUCCACUGUGGGAGAAAGCAUGCGUGGGCCUGUGUUUGCCCCUCCGUCUCGCUCUGUGGAGCCUCUGCUCGCUCCUCGCCUGUCUGCUGACCCAGGAGGCCCGGCGCUGGUCUCUCUGUUUCAGGGUUGUGGCACCCGAGACCAAAGACCAGCUGCUUCAAAUCCGGAGGAGAGUGGAAGCAGUCGUGGUUCGGCUGGUCCUCUCCCUCCUGCUUAUACGAAUCCUCCCACAGAUGGUCAUGGGAUGCCUGUGUCAUUGCCUGGGUUCAUGCCCGGCUCGCUGGUGACCCCACAGAGCUUCAGAGAAUCUGCCUGUAAAGUUUCAGGGCCCUUCACGGGAAAGGCUCCAUUAUCGGCACAGAGUAAAGAGGUGAAUGCGUUUACACAGUCCUCGAGUCUGGUCAAACCCAUUCCAGUAAGGCCAGCUGUUCAGGGGGAGGAGUCUUCACUGUUACUGUCUCCUAGUGUGUUCCAGCAUUCCAUCACCAAGACAACCGAGCCACUGAAGAUCCCCGCCUCCCCGACGUCUCCCACAGCAGACGUGCCCUCUUCCCUGUACAGUCGCACCCAGCUUAAAGAUACACUCAUACAUCUCAUAAAGAAUGAUGCCCAUUUCCUCAGUGCAAUCCAUGAGGCCUACAUACAGAGCCUCUCUAAAGGCCUCAACAAUGUCAAGUUAUAGUCACAAACAAACAAAAAAAAAACAUGCCAGCCAGCAGGAGCCAUCUCAGAUUCAGCGUGAAGCUUGACUACAUCCACGUUCGUUGACACUACUGGACGACACACCCGCUGAUGUCACACUCCCUGUGCUCUCUCGCUGAGCCUGAUUUAUGUCCAUCUGCCAAUCUCAUUUUUUUCAGUAAUUUUCUCUCUAUGACUCCCAGCACAAUUAUGUACAAUUAUUUUUAGGGUCUUGUGCAAUACGAAGCAUUGCCUCUUUGGAGAAUUGCUUUUCAUUUAUGAUCCUGCCUUAGACGUAUGGAUAUGAUACGGUAUCCCAGUCUCAGUGGUGUUUUACUGUUGAAUCAGUAUUGUGGUUUGCAGCACUGGGACUCUUUGAGUUCCCGGCUUAUAUGGAUUUUGAGUAGGAUGUGCACUUAUUUCCUCUUUUCUUACAAACUUAGUUGUUUAAUUUGGCCAUAAAAUGAAUGAAGGUUAGUAGAGUUAAACAUUUU